Giardia duodenalis is the source of this 975-nucleotide messenger RNA. RefSeq names its product Ubiquitin-conjugating enzyme E2. Lineage: Eukaryota; Fornicata; Diplomonadida; Hexamitidae. The transcript has a single exon. Bases 1 to 975 code for a protein of 324 amino acids. The record is from RefSeq and is a predicted model, not a curated record.
AUGAACGUGGUAUACAGGCGUAUUUCCCACGAGCUAAAGCUCAUCAGUAUGGCUGGGGAAACAUAUUUCAGGGUAUACCUUGACCCCAGCAAUAUGCUGAAUGUUCACUUUACCUUUCUCGGGCCCUCUGACAGCCCAUUUUCCAAGGGGUUAUACCACGGGAUCAUUCAUCUUCCACAAGACUACCCCCACAAGCCUCCUGAAAUUGUCUUCUUGACAAGCAGCGGUCGUUUUGAAACAAAUAGGUAUAUCUGCACUAGCUUUACCUCCUUCCACCCGGAGUCUUGGAAUCCGACCUGGGGGAUUCGAAAUAUUAUAAUAGGUCUCAGGUCUCUCUUUGAUGAGGAGACUCCUGGCAGCAUCGGAAGUAUCACUGCUUCUCCGGAGGUCAGAGAGAAGUAUGCAUUGGAUAGCCACUCCUUUACGUGUCGUGUUUGCGGCUGCUCCCAUGCCGACCUUGUCUCAGUCCUACACGAGUCUCCAGUAUCUACCCAAGAGCCUGCAGAUCAUAACUCAAGUCAGACACCUCCAACAACGGAUACAGUAGUACCCGGUGAUGUUGCUGUAGAGGCAUGUACCGAUAUGUCAGUGAGUAAUGAACCUAGUCAAGAUCAGGAACAGGAACAAGAGCAGAUAACAGAAGCACACUCACAAGAUGUACUAGAUGAGAAGCCAGAGAAGCUGCCAACAGAACCCUUCAGUGUGGAUGACCCCAGCCAUGCUCCUCAAAUGCCUUCAGACUAUAAUACUCUCAGCUUCUCUAGUCUAGCACUUGCUGCCAUAUCGCGGGGCUUGCUCCGUGCAACGCAAAGUAUGAGCCCGGAAGAUCACCAACCCGAAGAGACCCAGGGCCUAGACCUGUUGGCUCAUCUUGUUGCAGGGGCGUCUAUUCCGUCAUCUGUUUUUAAACUUGUCUCACACUUACGAGAGAAUGCAGAAGCUAUUUGUGCUGGAGUGCAACCCCAUAGUAAUUAG